AUGUUUGACCGCUUGACCACACGUUUGGCCAAUACCCAAACGGAGUCUGCGUCUGCUCAAAUCGAGCAACUGUCCCGUCUUCCCUACGUCAAGAGCGUCACCACGCCGGACGACGUCCUGCUCAUUGCGCCUAUCUUGAAGGGAGGAACUUCGGGAUUGCUGACCCCCCAGGUCAACACGAUCGGCGCCCCGGCCAUUUGGAGGCACUUCAAGGGCAAUGGCGUGGUGGUGGGCUCCGUCGAUACGGGGGAAAAGUACCGCCACGAAGCGCUCAAGCACAACUGGCGCUUCAACAAGGGCUGGUUCAACCCGACCAUGGUGGGCGGCAACGGUAUUGGGGUCGCCCCCGAAGCCCAGUGGAUUACGUGCUUGGGACUGUACGGCAACUCGGGGUCGUCGGAGGUGCUGGUGGCGUUCGGGCGGUUCAUGCUGUGCCCCACCCGCCUCGACGGCACACCCCCCGAAUGCAAGCUUGGCGCCGACGUGAUCAACAACUCGUGGGGAUCUACCGCGGGUAUCACCCCCGUCUUCUCCAACGGCGACUCUGGCCCUGCGUGUGCCAACACAGGCAGGCCCAGCAUGUACUCCCGGGUGUGGGGGCCAUCGGAACCUGGGACAACGAUCCGACGCAGUUGGCGUACUUCAGCUUCAAGGGCUCUGUCAAGUACGUCGACGACAACAACAAGACGGUGUCGUUGGCCAAGCCCGACAUCUCCGCCCCGGCUUCUAUAUAAGUCUGCCGAUGCGCUCAACUUGAGCUGGUACCUCGAGAUGGCUGGCACAUCCAUGGCGGCGCCGCACAUUGCCGGCGUCGUCGCCUUGCUCAAGAGCGCGGGAACCGCCGAUCGCGACGAGGUCCUCAAACCUGAACCUAAAAACUGGCCGUGCCCCGGGGCCUCCAACUACAACGUCACGUCGGAUGAACGUGGCCCAACAACGGUCACUACCCCCACCUCGUUAGCCCCUACAACGACCAAGCCUAUCCUGCUCCUAUGA
Aphanomyces astaci is the source of this 996-nucleotide messenger RNA. RefSeq lists its product as hypothetical. NCBI's taxonomy places the organism in Eukaryota, Oomycota, Saprolegniomycetes, Saprolegniales, Verrucalvaceae. Gene Ontology annotation, molecular function: serine-type endopeptidase activity. Bases 1 to 996 code for a protein of 331 amino acids. Gene Ontology annotation, biological process: proteolysis. The record is from RefSeq and is a predicted model, not a curated record. The transcript has 6 exons.